UUUUCGUCGGCCGUCACUUCGCCCUGCGGUCGCACAGGCUGCGGUAACGGCGCGCUUGACGGCGACGAAGCAGCGCUACUUCAGACCGACUACGAAGCACGAAAGCUGGUGGCACUAUGACUACGCAAGCCAAGGGACGAUUUCCACUUUUACCAAAAAUAGUAAAUGGCGGGAUUGCGGGCAUCAUCGGAGUCACGUGCGUCUUCCCCAUCGACUUGGUCAAGACGAGACUUCAAAACCAACAGAUAGGGCCAAACGGAGAGCGCAUGUAUCGCUCCAUGCUCGACUGCUUUCGGAAAUCCUAUGCAGCCGAAGGCUUUUUUGGCAUGUACAGAGGUUCAGCAGUAAACAUCUUGUUGAUAACGCCCGAGAAAGCAAUUAAGCUUGCUGCCAAUGAUUGGUUUCGCCAUGGUCUUUCAUCUUCAAGUGGUAAACUGAGCUUGACACAAGAGAUGCUUGCUGGUGGAGGAGCGGGCUUCUGCCAGAUCAUCGUCACGACGCCCAUGGAACUGCUCAAAAUUCAGCUGCAGGAUGCUGGCCGGACAGGUGGCGAAGCCAGCAAGCGCCUGUCGGCACGAGCGGUGGCCUUGCAACUGGUCCGCGAGCGAGGCCUGGUCGGUCUCUACCGCGGAACGGGGGCCACCAUGUUGCGUGACGUCACCUUCUCCGUUAUCUACUUCCCGCUGUUCGCGCACCUCAACUCCCUCGGGCCCAGGAGGUCCGACGGCACAUCUGUUUUCUGGGCAUCGUUCUUGGCAGGCUGCGGAGCCGGCUCGGCAGCCGCCUUCCUCGUCAAUCCCUGUGAUGUCGUCAAGACACGCCUCCAACUGCUCAGCCGUGCACCCGGGGAAGCCUCUUAUACAGGCAUUCCCGAUGCAUUUAUCCGCAUUCUUCGAGAGGAAGGUGUGCGCGCUUUCUUCAAGGGAGCCGGUUGCCGUGUCAUUGUCAUCGCGCCCCUGUUUGGUAUAGCCCAGACCGUUUACUUCCUGGGUGUGGCUGAAUACUUGCUCGGCAUGCAGAGGGCAAAGACAGCCUAGUCCGGUCCACACCCUGAAGCUCUCGCUGCCAGAAACAUUUUCCCGACACAACAGAACCACGUGGGCUUUCGAAUCAAAAUUUCUCUUCAGGCCUGUUACCUUCUACGAAUCGAUCUUGUGUUCCGGCUGCAGUGUGCCCAGAUCACGUGACUAUGGGAGUUGCGUGACAUGAGAACGACUCCCUAGCCAUCACCUCUACUGUCAACCCAAAAAGUUCCUGGAGAACUCGGUGUUUUGAGAGAUUUUAAAAAUGGGAAAGAAAACAAUACGGCUUUAGUGGUACAGAGAGAAUCAACAUGCAUCCACAUCCAGCGCACACAUAGAUGUCAAUUUACUUCUCCUUAAAGCCUCUGUACAAGGUUUUGUCAUCUAGAUAUAUUGAUGAUAGAAGUCAUGCCUCGAGUCAAUCAAGAGCUGCGAAAGCUGUUUGGUGUAUUGGCGGUUUACAUGUCAAACAAUCUAUUGUUGGCGUACGAUGACUCGUACUAUUGCCGCUGUUUCGAAAGGUGCAGUGCCAUUUCACUGGUGUUCUUGUCUGUAGUAACUGAAAUGGAUAAUGUCUACUGUACGUGGAGAGGCAUAUCCGUCGUCUCAGUAUAUUGAGCAGUUGUAUUAAGCACGGCCUGAAUGCUAUGCACCAGAGAUGUGGACGAAACAUAUUUUGUGACCCGAUAGUUGUAGUGAUUUCUACGAAUGUAGCCAGAACAGGUGGCAGCUUCAUAAGUUAGAUAACCUUCUAUGAAAAGUUUUGGUCACUGAUCACAAACACUACUCCCGACCAAUUAUACAAAGAAAAGCCAACUUGUUGUAGAGCUUAGUUGUUUUCGAAGCCAGCCUUCGCUUGCCUUGUCGAGUCGUGACUCGUAUAUAAAUGUCGUACUAUAACUCUCACUCAGGUUAUGUUUCACAGUUAUUUUUUACCUUUUAAAAACUUUACCUUAACGCUGGGUGCUGUGCACCUUAAAUGCGAAGACGGUAUGAAUGUUGCUUUGAAUGUAUUUUUUUUUCCAAGUUAUUUGCAAGCAAAUUUUCGUUGGUCUGCGAACUACAUCGUACAGUGCGUGCUUUGUCAGUUAUUAGAAUGAUUGUUUUCUGCAUUUAAUGUCUAAGACAGAUAAUAAUACAGCAUGUGUUGAGCAAAUUUUCAGGUAUCUUUAUGCCAAACUCCUGGGGUUUUGAAAAAUAAUGCACAGAAUUACGCGCUAUUCGAGCAAUACGAACAUCUAGAAAUUCUAAACAUAUUGCCAAAAAAUUAGUGGCAUCUCACAGCAGUACUUAGCGCGAACAGUACGUUUUGUUAGUUCUAAUGUCUAAUAUUUGAAAUGAGUUUUUUUCAUGCAAAAUCAGAGGUAAAACUGUUAACUCAUACUUAAAUAAUUUGAUCAACACCACAUAACGAACUGAAAUGUCCACAAAGCAAUGCACAUAAUCGAAGUGCCAUAGAAAAUCACUCUUUUUUUUUUUUUAAGUUUAAAAUGAGUAUGACCAUGACAUUACUUUGGGAAAGCACAAACGGAUGAAAUGUCCAUUUUUUUUAAAGAUAAGCUAUCCUUAUAUUGUAUAUAUUACUUUCUAUAAAAAUGAACAUGCCUGCAUAAUACUACACCUUCUUAUUUUCGCUACUUAAAGACAAAUGCAGUGCAGAUUCGUUUUCUCAAUUCCUAUUUCAGAAACUGUUUGGUUGAUGCUAAACUAACAUGACUGUAACGCUUUUGCGUCAGUAGUGGUUUCCAUGUAGUAUUCAUCAUAGUUAUUUUGUGUACAAUGGAUAUUGGAGAAAUCGUUUAACAAGCAAAACAGUGACAGCCCUAUUGCUUCUCGUUUCCAGCAUAGGUUGGAAAAACUUUUCUGUUGCAUGUGUUUCUUUGUUAAGCUGUAGAAAAAAAUCCAUACAAGUUAACAGCCUACUCCACAUCCCUGUUCUUAAUGUACAUAAUGGCAAACAGCUUGAGCCGUUGGUGGGCCACGUUUUGGACCCAACUUUUGAUCCUUCUAUUUGGUGCUGGCCUUUCAGCCACACGCACAAUGUGUCCAGGAAAGCUGUAACAGUGAAUGUGAAAUAAAAACGUAUAUAUUCCUGUUA
This is a messenger RNA of Rhipicephalus microplus (southern cattle tick), 3120 nucleotides long. Its product is annotated as mitochondrial glutamate carrier 1. NCBI's taxonomy places the organism in Eukaryota, Metazoa, Arthropoda, Arachnida, Ixodida, Ixodidae. Gene Ontology annotation, biological process: malate-aspartate shuttle; aspartate transmembrane transport; L-glutamate transmembrane transport. The record is from RefSeq and is a predicted model, not a curated record. Gene Ontology annotation, molecular function: L-aspartate transmembrane transporter activity; L-glutamate transmembrane transporter activity.